Messenger RNA from Rotaria sordida, 1293 nucleotides. The record is from the annotation of a GenBank genome assembly. NCBI's taxonomy places the organism in Eukaryota, Metazoa, Rotifera, Eurotatoria, Philodinida, Philodinidae.
AUGUCACUCUAUUUAGUCACAGACGCAUUUCGUAAACUCGGUUCACCGGAUAUUAAAAAUGAUGAUUUCUAUGAUCGAUUAAGUCGUAAAUAUUCACUGAUAUUACUUGGUGUAUCAUUUGUAAUUGUUAGUUCAUCACAAUUUGUUGGUCAACCAAUAAAUUGUUAUACACAUAAUAUACCAGGUAGUCAUACUGGUUAUGUUAAUUGGGUUUGUUGGAUAAGUUCUUCAUAUUAUAUACCAUUUGAAAAACCUUUACCAACACGUUAUCAACAACCACCAGAAAAAAUUCCUUAUUAUCAAUGGGUUCCAUUUAUUUUGCUUUGUAUGAUGUUUCUUUUUUAUUUACCCGGUUUUGUAUGGCGUAAUCUUAAUAAAUCAUGUGGUAUUAAUACAAAAAUUAUUACAAAAAUGGUUACUGAUAUGGAUCAAAUGGAUGGUGAAAAACGAGAAAUAACUGUACGAUCAUUAGCUAAACAUAUUGAUAGAGCAUUAGCUUAUCAUCGAGAUUAUGAUCAUGGUUUUUUCUAUAAUUUUCGUCGACGUGUAGGAUCAAUACCUUGUUGUAAAUUGGGUCAACAUGCAGCUAAUGCUAUUGGUCAACUUUUUCUUUUAAAUAUAUUUAUGGGUAGUGGAUUUACUUUCAUUGGUAUUGAAGCAAUUCAACGUUGGAUGAAUGGUCAAGAUUUAGCUGUUGUUGAACGUUUUCCACGUAUAACUAUGUGUAAAUUUAUAAUUCGAGCACUUGGUGAUAAUAUUCAACCAUAUGAUGUUCAAUGUCUUUUACCAAUUAAUAUUUAUAAUGAAAAAGUAUUUUUAUUAAUUUGGUUUUGGCUUGCAUUUAUUGCUAUUACAUCGAUUUAUGGUCUGAUUAAAUGGUUAUAUUAUUUUACACCAGGUGCACGAAUAAAUUUUAUUGAUAGAUUUUUAAACGCAAAUAAUAUUGAAUAUUGUAAAACAUCAACAUCAUCCUCGACAAUGGGUAUACAUUCAAGUGAUGAUCAAGCACCUAUUAAACGCCUUGAAGAAUUUGUUGAAAAUUAUUGUCGACAAGAUGGUCUAUUACUUUUACGUAUUAUUAAAAAAAAUACAAAUAAUGUUAUUGCUGGUGAAGUUAUUUGUGCAUUAUGGAAUAAUUGGAAAAGAAUGCCACAAAUUCGUUCGAAUGCAUCAUCAGAAUCGGAUAAUGGUGGUCAAAUAAUUGGUUUAGGUGUUAAAGGUUCAUUGAAACAAAAUGGUGCUGGUGAAGGAAAUGAAAAAUUAUUACCGCCUAUGUCAGGCAUAUUAUCAUAA